AUAGUAUUAGGAAGAGACGCGCAACCAAAAAUCCGGUAAAAGAUUCCAACUGUAAUAAUGGAGCCGGAAACCAAAACAGGCGGCGGCGACACCAAAACGCCUCUGUUGCAGCGCGGCGGCAGCGGGCGGCGCGGCCGUCUAAGUCGCCGGAACUCUGUGAACUCGCUCCGCAACGACUUCAUUUCCCGGCUGCCCGAUAAUGUCCGGUCAGCAGUUGACCCUGAGCUUCCUUCCUCUCAUAUUGAUCUCUCCAGAGCUCAGGGUUUGAGCCAAGGAGAGAAGGAUUACUAUGAAAGGCAAUUUGCUACAUUGAAAUCAUUUGGGGAGGUCGAUUCCGUGGUGUUAUCGGAAGAGAUAGACGAAGAAGAUCUAGAAGAACAAGCACAGCAUGAGAGAGCUAUGAAGAUCUCCAAUUAUGCUAAUGUUUUGCUGCUGGCCUUUAAGAUCUACGCCACUAUAAAGAGUGGAUCGCUAGCCAUUGCAGCUUCGACCUUGGAUUCCUUGCUCGAUCUCAUGGCUGGGGGCAUACUAUGGUUUUCCCACCUUGCUAUGAAGAAUGUCAACAUUUACAAGUACCCUAUUGGGAAGCUGAGGGUCCAGCCAGUCGGCAUUAUCAUCUUUGCUGCUGUAAUGGCUACUCUUGGCUUUCAGGUUUUGGUUCAGGCUGUAGAACAGCUUGUUGAAGCGACACCCGCUGCAAAAAUGACUGCAGAUCAGUUGGUCUGGCUCUACUCGAUUAUGUUAUCCGCUACUGCAGUAAAACUCGCCCUCUGGUUUUACUGCAGAAGCUCAGGCAACAAAAUCGUGCGAGCCUAUGCAAAGGAUCACUAUUUCGACGUGGUAACAAACGUGGUAGGGUUGGUGGCAGCUGUGCUCGGAGAUAUGUUCGUUUGGUGGAUUGAUCCAGCCGGUGCACUUGUACUCGCGAUCUACACCAUCACUAACUGGUCAGGAACAGUACUUGAAAAUGCAGUGUCGCUGGUAGGCCAGUCAGCGCCACCCGAGGUGCUGCAGAAACUGACUUAUCUCGUGUUGAGGCACCCUCAGGUUAAGCGUAUUGACACCGUGCGUGCUUACACGUUUGGAGUUCUGUAUUUUGUCGAGGUUGAUAUCGAGCUCCCUGAAGAUAUGCCCCUCAAAGAAGCUCACACCAUUGGAGAGACUCUGCAGAUGAAACUCGAGAAGCUUAUUGAGGUCGAGAGGGCGUUCGUGCAUCUUGAUCACGAAUGCCAGCACAAGCCGGAGCACGCUGUUCUCAGCCGCCUGCCCAACAGCGAUCCUUGAGAUUUCGCCUCGUCUAUGUGGUUUGCGAGCUGUUGCACAGAAACGGGGCUCGAUAGCCCCCCCAUUGAGAGAAAAAGGUACACAAAAACUCAUACUUGUAUUUACCCUGUAUCAACUGAUGCACAUUCGUUUUGAUAAUAAAAAUCGCAAGGUGUAUAUACAAACACACAACACACACAUAUAUAUACAUGAUCUUAUAAGCUUUCAA
Molecule: messenger RNA, 1492 nt
Organism: Salvia miltiorrhiza (redroot sage)
Lineage: Eukaryota; Viridiplantae; Streptophyta; Magnoliopsida; Lamiales; Lamiaceae
Product: metal tolerance protein 4-like
Exons: 7
Coding region: 58-1284 (408 amino acids)
Biological process (GO): transmembrane transport; monoatomic cation transport
Cellular component (GO): membrane
Molecular function (GO): manganese ion transmembrane transporter activity
Source: RefSeq, a predicted model, not a curated record